Messenger RNA from Drosophila albomicans, 2723 nucleotides. RefSeq names its product vesicle-trafficking protein SEC22b-B (gene Sec22). Gene Ontology annotation, biological process: retrograde vesicle-mediated transport, Golgi to endoplasmic reticulum; endoplasmic reticulum to Golgi vesicle-mediated transport; vesicle fusion with Golgi apparatus. Gene Ontology annotation, cellular component: SNARE complex; ER to Golgi transport vesicle membrane; endoplasmic reticulum membrane. The transcript has 4 exons. The coding region runs from base 543 to 1178 and encodes 211 amino acids. Lineage: Eukaryota; Metazoa; Arthropoda; Insecta; Diptera; Drosophilidae. Gene Ontology annotation, molecular function: SNAP receptor activity. The record is from RefSeq and is a predicted model, not a curated record.
AGUAUAUUUGCAAGAGUAAUCGAUUACAAAAGAUUGACUAUCGAAUUGCGUUCAUCUCUAAAACUAACGAGACCCGCUGACGUGUUUCCAGCAAUACAAAAUAAAACACGAAUCAGUUUCCACCAAAACACACAACAUUAAUCCAUAAUUCGUAUAUAUUUACUGAACGACGUCCAACGGGCCAUCAAAAUAGAAACCAUUAGAUACAGUACGACAACAGAGUGACGACUUCCCUGUGGUAAUCAACAAAUGCAACCAAAAAUUGCAGUCAUUGAAUUGAAAGUUGGCAAAUCGCAACCGCAACAUUAACGAAAUUGAGAGCGACGAUAGCGGCACUGGGUGGAGGGAGACAGAAGAGUGGCCACAAAAACAGCAACAAACGAGCUGGAAAGACAGAAACCGCAUUACAAUAAACUGUAGCCGUGGCCACACACCGAACACACACACGCACGCACAUUGAGUGCUUGUGGUCCACGUAGAAGAAGCUGCCCAAGCUACAGACAUAGAGAGAGACAGAGCAAUUCACAGACACAGCAGCAGAGAUGGCGUUGCUAACGAUGAUUGCCCGUGUCAUUGAUGGUCUUCCAUUGGUUGGCACCAUGCAGGACGACGAACAGAGCGGUCGCAGCAUUUUGGACUAUCAAAAUCAAGCGAAAAUGUUGUUUCGAAAGCUGGGUACACACUCGCCGGCCAGAAGCAGCAUUGAGACAGGACCAUAUCUCUUCCACUAUCUAAUCGAGAAUGAUGUUUGCUAUUUGGUGAUGGUUGAUAAAAUGUAUUCGAAGCGUUUGGCCUUCAACUAUCUGGAGGAUCUGGCACAGGAGUUUCAUACGAACUAUGGAAGGCGUGUCAAUUCCGUGACACGCCCCUACGCCUUUAUUGAGUUUGAUGUGUACAUACAGAAGGCGAAAAAGCAAUUAACCGAUCGCAGACGCAACAUCAGCAACAUCAACACACAGCUGCAGGAUGUGCAACGCAUUAUGGUUCAGAAUAUCGAUGAUGUGCUGCAACGUGGCACAGUCUUGGCAGAGUUGGAUACGAAAACACAGAACCUCUCGAUGAUGUCGCAAAAGUAUAAAAAGGAUGCCAAAUUGCUCAAUCGCAAAUCGAUGUACGUGAAGGCGGCGGCUGUGGGCACCAUAUUUCUAGUGUUUAUAUUAUACUUCUGGGUUUUGUAAUAUAUACAUGUGUGUAUGCGUGUAUAUGCUUUAAUAUGUGUAUGUGCAUAUGCAUAUGUAUAUUUAGUUGCUAGUUGUUAAUUGUUAAUUGUAAUUGGCUUAGCACCAGCAGCAGCAGCGGCGGCGACGAUGAUGAUGAUGAUAAUGAUGAUAUACUUAGUUGAUGUUGCUGUUGUUGUUGUUGCUGUUGCUGGCAGUGCCCUGAAAACGUCUGAGACGUGAAGCGGGCGCAGACAGCGGAAAGGCCAAAAGACAUUUAAAUAUUUUAUAUAGUAAUUGUACAACAACAACUGAAGCAACGACAGCAGCAGCAGCAGCAAUGAAACCGCUAGUUAAUAACAUUAACAACACUAAAUUUGGGGGCAAAACACAACACACGACUUUGACAUGCGCCGCGCUUGCUUUCAUUUACCUUGCGUUUUGAGUUUUUUUCUUUUACAAAUUUCAUUUAUCAUUUAAAUAUCAGAACAACAACGACAAGAUCAACUCCAUUAGCCAGCAAUAAGAACAGAACGAACCAUCACUCUUUGUAUUAACGCAUUUAUGCCUUUGUUAAUCUGAUUCGAUUUGAUUUAAUUUGUGUUUACAUACAUCGUAGUAUAAGCGGGGAGAACGCGCAGCCUUAGUUUCGAAAUUUUGUAAAUGAAUUGAAAAGUAAUAGAUGCAAGCAAAUGUGUGAAUAAAAAUAAUGUAGAUUGUAUAUGCAUAUGAUAUGCUGAUCAUGAUAUGAAUGACUAAUGAUGGAUGCUAUGUAACAUCAAUAAAAUACGAUUUAGGCAAUUUAUUUUAAAUUAUUAAGAAUAUUAAAUCAAUUUACAUUGUUUCAAAAUAAAAUAUAUGGCAUAUUGUAGAUUGAAACCAAACCAAUCGCGAGGCUUUACAAAAUCGAAUUUGGAAUACAUACGUCGUUCAGUUUUCUGUUCCCCAUUCCAAGAGUAACCAGUAAAAAUGCGAUUUCAAUUUUUUUUUUUUUUUUUUAAUGAUUAAUUUUUCCAUUAUAUAUUUGUCAUUUGAGUGAUGAUAUAUUCGCCUAUUCCUUGCCAUAUCCGUAUGCAAUAUAUAUAUGUGUAUGCAUAUUAUAUAUAGUUGGAUGCCACCUUUUGGUUUUCGCGAUUUUGCAUAUAUAAAUUUUUAAUAUCAAAUUUUUUACAAUUAGGAAAAAAUGCGCCGGUAUCAUUUACACAGUUUAUAUAAUUCUUGUAUAAUUUCCUUCUGUUAAAUAUAUAUAUAUAUAUAUAUAUAUUAAUUUAUGUGUGUAUAUACUACACUAUAUAUAUAUACGUGUGUCUAAAUUGCUUUAACAAAAUUGAUUAAAAAAAAAACAUAUUCGAUAGCGAAACAUUUCGUGAAAUAUACAGUAAAAAUGGCCAAUCGACAGGGAGCAUAUUUUUCUUUUCCUUAUAUUUUUUUUGUUUGUUUUAAAUUUAUCUUUUUCGUUUUUUUAGAUAAAUGAUAAAUGACUGAGUAAAACAUUUGUUGUAAUGCGAAUACAGUAUGUGUGCUUGAUUUUGGUUUUUUUUACUUAGAAUUUUAAUUUUGUUUUUU